Molecule: messenger RNA, 1707 nt
Organism: Paramisgurnus dabryanus
Lineage: Eukaryota; Metazoa; Chordata; Actinopteri; Cypriniformes; Cobitidae
Gene: ccr7
Product: chemokine (C-C motif) receptor 7
Biological process (GO): cell chemotaxis; immune response; calcium-mediated signaling
Cellular component (GO): membrane; external side of plasma membrane
Molecular function (GO): chemokine (C-C motif) ligand 21 binding; C-C motif chemokine 19 receptor activity; chemokine (C-C motif) ligand 19 binding
Source: RefSeq, a predicted model, not a curated record
UUUUACGGUUGUGCAAAGGUGAGUAAAGAUCUUGUUUUUCAACACGACAGAGGCUGUGGUGAAAACCCUUUCCUCUGGUCUUGGCUUCAAAGUUAAAAGCACUACAUCACCGAGAUCUCGUGUUCACUGUGCAGAAAGCGGUCCUGGGGAAACGUUCAAAGAGAAACAAAACUGCAGUCAUGAAUGCAUUUACUGUUUUUUGUCCUGCUUUGCUGAUUUGGUCGUGCCACAUAAAGACAAGUUGGUCCAACUCAACCAUCCCGUACUAUGAGGAAAAUUCAACAAAUUAUGAGAUGUCCACAGAGAUGGAUUACAGCGGGCUCGAAUUCAUGUGCACAAAGGACUCCAACCGAACUUUCCGUGCCUUGUUUUUACCCAUCAUGUACACCAUCAUUUGCCUCCUGGCUCUCUUGGGAAACUUUCUGGUCCUCCUGACCUACCUUUACUUCAAAAGGCUGAAAACAAUGACAGACGUCUACUUGUUUAAUCUGGCCAUUGCUGACCUACUGUUUGCGAUUUCUCUCCCCUUUUGGGCAGCUAGUUUCAUGAGCAAGUGGCAUCUGGGUCAGUAUCCAUGCAAGACCAUGUUUACAAUCUACAAGGUCAGCUUCUUCAGUGGCAUGUUUCUUCUCACCUUUAUCAGCGUCGAUCGGUAUUUCUCCAUAACAAAGGCCGUCUUUGCUCAUCGUUGCCGCACCACUGCGGUCUACUACGGUCAGGUGUCUUCUCUGAUUACUUGGGUCAUGGCGGUGAUCUUUUCGAUACCUGACAUGGUGUUCUCUGAAGUCAACAUCAAUGAAACUUGUGUUGCAAAUGGGAAAGACUAUGAAGACUACCACAGUAAAAUGCUAGUAAGUCAGAUGGUUCUGGGGUUUAUAGUUCCAGCGGUCGUUAUGAUGUUCUGUUACAGCUGCAUCAUCAAGACUCUCAUCCAAGCCAGGAACUUUGAGAGGAACAAAGCCUUCAAGGUCAUCAUUGCUGUCGUGGCUGUCUUUGUGUUGACUCAACUACCCUACAACGUGGUCAUGGGGGUGACUACCCAGGAAACAACGGACUGCCAAAAACAUAACAGUCGCCUUUAUGCUAUGGAUGUGACAAGGGCUGUGGCUUUCCUGCGCUGCUGUCUGAACCCAUUCCUGUAUGCCUUCAUUGGGGUCAAGUUUCGCAAUGAUCUCCUGAAGCUAUUAAAGGACCUGGGGUGUCUCAAAAAGAGCCAUCUCAUGUACACCCGCUGUGGAAGACGAAGAUCCUCUGCUGGCCUGGAAACCGAAACUACAUCAUUCUCCCCCUGAAUGAUGUUUUUUCACUCAGAUUCCCACAUUUUGCUAUUUACUCAAUGUACUUCAUGUAUUUAGUGCUAAAUUGCUUCUUUAGCUCUCUAAAGAUAAUACUGAGUGAGGCUGUAUGGUGAUUUUUUUAUUUAUGCUAUGCAGUGCUGCCAGUAUUUUUUGUACAGUAAAAAGUUCCUGCUUUGUAACAAAGAGCCUUUGACUUGUUUUUGACUUCUUUUUAAGAAAAAGUUAAAAUUUGGAUAGUUUGCUGUUAUACAUACAUGUACAUAUGGUUUCAAUUACAUAAGAUUAUGCAUCAUUUAUUUCAUUUACCACAACGACAUAUGGCCCAUUAGAAACAAAUCAAUCAACACAUUUUUUAUACUUUUUUAUUUACAUUUUCCUUGUUGAUUUACUGUAAUGUUGUUAAAUUUAA